Messenger RNA from Capsicum annuum, 573 nucleotides. RefSeq lists its product as uncharacterized. The record is from RefSeq and is a predicted model, not a curated record. NCBI's taxonomy places the organism in Eukaryota, Viridiplantae, Streptophyta, Magnoliopsida, Solanales, Solanaceae. The transcript has a single exon. Bases 1 to 573 code for a protein of 190 amino acids.
AUGGCCCUAUUUGAAGCACUUUAUGGUAGGAGGUGUAGAUCUCCAAUUAUUUGGUUUAAAGUUGGUAAAGCUACCUUGAUAGGGCCAGAUUUAGUUCAUGAAGGUAUGGAGAAAGUUUGGCUGAUUAGAGAAAGGUUGAAAACAGCUCAGGGUUGUCAAAAAUCCUAUGUAGAUGUGAAGAGAAAAGAACUUGAGUUCGCUAUUAGUGAUCUCAUCUAUGUGAAUAUUUUGCCCAUGAAAAGGAAGAAGAGAUUUGGUAAGAACGGAAAGCUCAGUGCUUGCUAUUUUGGUCCUUAUAAGAUUAUGGGUCGUUUUGGCAAUGUAGCCUAUGAGUUAGAUUUUCCUAGAGACUUAGCAUCAAUGCAGUUAGUUUUCCAUGUGUCCUUGUUAAAGAAAUGCAUUGGUGUUCCCGCAUCAGUUGUGCCCUUAGAGAGUGUGGUUGUGGAAGAUAGUGUCUCUUAUGAAGAGGUUCUGGUUGAGAUCCUUGACCGUCAGUUUCGUAAGUUGAGGAAUAAGGAGAUUGUUUUGGUAAAAAUUCUUCGGCAAAAUCAGUCAGUAGAGGGAGCUACUUGA